GUGGUUCAGUUCUGUAGGGGGCUUAAGAAUAGGCGGUCGUGCCCGGAACGAGGAGCUCUGGAAUGACACACGAGAAGUAGGCCGCGCCAACCUCUGCAAAGACAGAGAGGCCGACCUGAAGAAGAAGUACUUGCUCUACCACGUAAAAUAAAAGCAGGCUGGGGUCGAGCUAAAGCAAAAACAAAAAACCAUCAUGAUGUCUUCUUCCGUUUCUCCGGUCAAGAAGAAGAACGGCGGCAAACAGGGCCCGAAAAUCCAAGCGGGGAAUUACAUCUCCAAGAUGGCGGCCAAGCCCAAGCCGAACGCUUUCCAACAGCAGAAGCAAGUGGUCAAGCCGCCCUUGUUCGAGAAAACUCCCAAGUACGCAUUGCCAUAAAUACUGUCGGGGUCUGGGAGGGUGCCAGAGGACUCGUCAUGCUGAACUCGCGCAGAACAAAGUGCCACCUCUCCUCGACAUCACAGCUGUACUCCUGCAUGUUGCGAAAUAAAUAGCGCUAUGCAAGCGACGGCGCGCAGUUCCUGCUCAUGCGCGCUCGACCUAAACUAACUACAGCACUAGAACAGCAGUAGAGAAGUUUCUCAUGCGUGGCUGCGUAGUAGAGUCAGAAGUUCGUCACUCAUGAUGUACUAGCAUCACAAAUUCCAAGACCCCGACAACAUAUUUGCGCGCGAUACCAAGGACAGCGCGGUGAUGGGCAGGAAGAAAAGCAACAUGCUGAACAUACGACCUGCUCAGGUGCUACAUUUUUGACUUUCUCCGAUUGUAGUUUGCGAAGUACAAUAAACUCUGGAGCUGGACUUUGUCUUGCAUGAAUAAACGCACUAGGGCCAUAAAAAGCCUUGCGCUUUUCGCAACGCAAACCUCGCCGGGUUCUAGGAUUGAUAUUUGAUGCUCCAGAACUUCUUGUCAUGCGAAAUUAUGAUUCCAGUGAGAGCAGGCGCAGACUGACCACCAGAGCCGUAUCAUGCUAAAAUUUUGGAUCAUGAACCCUCUCCCUCGCGCUGCUCUCCAUUGUUGUUGUAAGUUGUAUCACUUCUUGUGUUGAGAUUUUAGCACCUGAGCGGGCCAUAGAACAAACAGGAAGAUGUGUUUCUCGCGGCGAUGUUGGGAGCAGGUGGCCAAGAAGACGAGAAGCAAUCCAUCUACAAGCCCCGACGAUUGUCCGUGAGCAAAAGCUAUGGAUUGUAAAAAUGUCUGGGUCUGGAAGAGUCAUGCUGUUUUUGCAUGACACAGAAGGUCUGGCAUGGAAGCUCUAGCAUCACAGGUUUCGAGAAGCUUCCGCAAUGCCGAACCCGCAUGACAAAUCCCUGACUUUAGUGACAGAAGGUGGGCAGCUUUUGCUACGUUUGCAUGAGAGACUUUCCUGUGUUCUGAAAUACGCAUUACAAGUUGGAUUCUUCCAGACCCAGACAUUUUUACCGUUCAUAAAAGCAAGAGCAACAGUGCCGCAAACACGCCGAACAAGGGCGGAAACAAGAACAUGUCGAAGCUGGCGGCGCCGAAGAACUCCCUGUCGACUAUGUUCUCCUCCAACUUGCAAGAAGAAGACCAACUGUCGGUGAACAUAUCAAAAGGAAAAAUCCCCCCUCCCCAUAUCAAAAAGGAAAUCUGUGAUGCUGGAUUUGCGCACACAAAUCAGAUUUGUAUUGCAGGAAAGCAUUGCGGCCAGAUCCCCGGGCUAGGGAGGGGCGUAUGGAUCUAGUUGGUCAGCAUUGCAAACGGCUGACCUUUAGGCGCAACAGCAUGACAAAUCGCAUCCAUAAUGGGGCGGAAGCUUCUGCCCUUGUCUUCUUGCAAGACAAAUGUGAUUUGUGACCUCAAAUCAGCAACACAAAUUUUCGGAAAGAUACCUUUUCGAUAUGGGGAGGGGGGAUUUUUCCUCUCAAUAGAACACGAAGGGCAACAAGUCGAAUGUCGAGAAGUAUCACAGGAAAUAGUGUUAACAUGAACGGCUUUAUUUGGGCAUUGCAGUCAUGCAUGACAAAUUUUCGCUACCAUGCAUGCUAUGGAUGCAAUACAAAUUUGGACGUCAUUUCUCGUGCACGCCUAAUUGCCAAACUCUAUUAACGUUAACACUUUUUGGUGUGAUAAGAAGUAUAAGGAAAUCAUGAUGAUGAAGCAAAACAAAACGGCGAGCAAGGACGAUGAGAUCAAAAACAAGACGGGUACUAGCAGCUCCUCCGCCCUGUCUCUGAUCUCCGCCUCUGUGGGCCCGAACGCCCUGUCCCAGCGCCCGCGGGUUUUGUCGCUGCGACACUCGGAGUACGUGCUCAUCUGUCCGAACAAACAUCUGACGAUCGCGGCGGCGAAACUGAAAACCAAGGAAGACUCGGAGAUCGAAAACAUCAACCAUAUGAAAGUGUCAGGAUCGAAAUAAUCGAGGACAAAGUUGAAAUAGUUGGCAACGCAUAAAGUCGAUACCGCUUGUAAGCUGCCCAGUUUCAUCUUAAAUGAAUCGCAAUCAUCUAAGCGUCGCAUGACAAAAUAGCAUUUGAAGCAUGAUAAACUUUUUCAACUUGGUCAAUUUCAACUUUCAAGCCUGACACUACUUCCAUAAACCAACAGUUGGCGACUUUGCGGCAUCAGAUCGGGGACUUAACCUACUGCACCUGUGGCGCGGCAACGGCGGAAAAAUCGAUGUGCAGGCCGUGUUUGAAGCUGCAUCAGGACAAGAUCGAGAAACUGGAAGCGCAGCGGCGGACUUGGUACUCUCGCAGGAACCGGGCCGUGGCUUUGACCAAGAAGUAA
This is a messenger RNA of Amoebophrya sp. A120, 2749 nucleotides long. Lineage: Eukaryota; Dinophyceae; Syndiniales; Amoebophryaceae. The record is from the annotation of a GenBank genome assembly.